AGCGGCCCUGGGACUUACUGGGGAAGGGCGGGCGUGAGAUCAAGGCGCGUGUGGUGGGCCUUUGCGGGCGGGCGGCGCACCCCGGAACUCCUUCUCUGAAGGCCCGUCAGAGUCGUGGCUGCUUUGUCCCUCAGGCCCUCUUUGAAAACUGUGCUACUUAUCUGGCUUUGAGUCUUGGAGGAUCAUUUAACUCCCUGUGAUUGCCUCGGUCCUUUACCUGUAGAUCCGGGGCUCCCGCGUCCGCCCCGCGCCGAAGGCGACCCUACCCCUUUAGGUGAUGCGGCCCCGCUUUGCAAGUGCAUCCCGGGCAUUGCAGAACAGAACAGCCAGAAGGACCUUUGGAAAAUAGGUGGUUGGUUUUUUUUGGUACCGGAGAUUGAACUCGGGACCUUGCACUUGCAAGGCAGGCGCUGAAACAAAAAAUAGGUUGCUUCCUGAGAGGCUGAGGCAGGACGAUCGCGAGUUCGAGCCCAGCGUGGGGAACCUAGUGAAACUCUGUCUCGAAAUAAAACGCCGGUUCCGCCGCCUGCCUCGAAAGCGCAAGGACCCGAGUUCGAUCCCCGGUACCAAAAAUAAAUAAAAUAAAAUAAAAUAAACAAAAGGGCUGGGGAUGUAGCUCAGCUCGAAGGUUCACAGUUUGGUCCCCCGUUGCCAAGAAAAAAAGAAGAAAAAAAAAAUCCCGGAUCUAGGCCGCAGUCCAGAGGCCACCUACUCCUCGAUUCUUGAAAACUGUUCCCCUGGUCUUUACUUUACAAACACCCACACACACUCCUUUUUUGUGGUGGUACUGGGGAUUGAACCCCAGGCCUUCACACUGAGCUACACCCUCAGCUCUUUUUACUUUGAGACAGGGUCUCACCAAGUUGACCGGGUUGGUCUCAAAUUUGCCUGGGAUGACAGGUGUGCACCAUCAUGCCAGGAUUAUAACUUGUGUUUCUAGAUGUAUCCAUUUUCAGGUGUCAUCUGCUGAUUUCCUAUUAUGUUUCUGCCCUGGUCACACUGUGAAGCCCUUCGGCCUUCACCAUGGACUUCCAACACCGCCCCGGGGGCAAGACGGGCAGUGGAGGUGUGGCCUCUUCCUCCGAGAGCAACAGGGACCGCAGGGAGCGCCUCCGGCAGCUAGCACUGGAAACCAUCGACAUCAAUAAGGACCCAUAUUUCAUGAAAAACCACCUGGGAUCCUACGAGUGCAAGCUCUGCCUGACCCUUCACAACAACGAGGGGAGCUACCUGGCACAUACUCAGGGGAAGAAGCACCAGACCAACCUAGCCCGGCGAGCGGCCAAGGAGGCCAAGGAGGCCCCUGCCCAGCCAGCGCCCGAGAAGGUCAAGGUGGAGGUGAAGAAGUUUGUGAAGAUUGGCCGCCCUGGCUACAAAGUGACCAAGCAGAGGGACACAGAGAUGGGCCAGCAGAGUCUCUUGUUCCAGAUUGACUACCCUGAGAUCGCCGAGGGCAUCAUGCCCCGCCACCGCUUCAUGUCUGCCUAUGAGCAGAGGAUUGAGCCCCCGGACCGGCGUUGGCAGUACCUGCUGAUGGCCGCUGAGCCCUACGAGACCAUCGCCUUCAAGGUGCCCAGCAGAGAGAUUGACAAGGCUGAAGGGAAGUUCUGGACUCACUGGAACCGGGAAACCAAGCAGUUCUUCCUCCAGUUCCACUUCAAGAUGGAGAAGCCCCCGGCUCCGCCCAGCCUUCCUGCAGGGCCCCCUGGGGUGAAGCGCCCCCCACCCCCACUGAUGAACGGGCUGCCCCCCAGGCCACCGCUGCCAGAGUCUCUGCCCCCGCCCCCUCCAGGAGGCCUGCCGCUGCCCCCCAUGCCCCCUGCUGGGCCUGCACCCUCAGGGCCCCCCGGGCCUCCCCAGCUGCCCCCGCCAGCUCCUGGGGUUCACCCCUCUGCACCAGUGGUCCACCCCCCCGCGGCUGGGGUCCACCCGCCUGCCCCAGGGGUCCACCCUCCGGCUCCAGGGGUCCACCCUCCAGCACCUGUGGUCCACCCCCCCACAUCCGGGGUCCACCCUCCUGCCCCAGGGGUCCACCCUCCUGCCCCUGGGGUUCACCCACCGGCCCCAGGGGUGCACCCUCCCCCAACAGCCGGGGUCCACCCACAGGCUCCAGGAGUGCACCCACCUGCUCCUGCAGUUCACCCCCAGGCCCCCGGCGUGCACCCUCCAGCCCCCGGGAUUCACCCACAGGCUCCCGGAGUCCACCCUCAGCCUCCUGGGGUCCAUCCUGCAGCUCCAGGGGUACACCCCCAGCCUCCUGGAGUUCACCCCUCCAAUCCCGGGGUGCAUCCCCCAACUCCCAUGCCUCCAAUGCUGAGGCCCCCGCUCCCCUCCGAGGGCCCUGGGAGCAUUCCUCCCCCUCCCCCAACCAACUGAGGAGCCUCUGCCCUCCCUGUUCUGUGUCUGGCCGCAUGUUUUUCUGUAUUUUCCCAGAGAGAAGGCCUGAGCUUUUGUACUGUCCCCAGAGCCCAUUAAACAGCCUCCCCCGUG
Heterocephalus glaber (naked mole-rat) is the source of this 2490-nucleotide messenger RNA. RefSeq names its product splicing factor 3a subunit 2 (gene Sf3a2). Gene Ontology annotation, cellular component: nucleus; catalytic step 2 spliceosome; U2 snRNP. Gene Ontology annotation, molecular function: zinc ion binding; nucleic acid binding. Gene Ontology annotation, biological process: spliceosomal complex assembly. Lineage: Eukaryota; Metazoa; Chordata; Mammalia; Rodentia; Bathyergidae. The record is from RefSeq and is a predicted model, not a curated record.